AACAGACACCUGGCUUUUGGAGGGCGUCGGGGUCACGUGGCUGCCCUUGACUGGAUCACAAAGAAGCUCAUGUGUGAGAUCAACGUCAUGGAGGCAGUGCGGGACAUCCGAUUUCUACAUUCCGAGGCGCUGCUCGCGGUUGCUCAGAACCGCUGGCUGCACAUCUACGACAACCAGGGCAUUGAGCUCCACUGUGUCCGCCGCUGUGACCGAGUGACUCGGCUUGAGUUCCUGCCUUUCCACUUCCUCCUGGCUACCGCUUCCGAGACAGGGUUUCUGACCUACCUGGACGUGUCAGUGGGGAAGAUCGUGGCAGCUCUAAAUGCUCGGGCCGGUCGGCUGGACGUCAUGGCUCAGAAUCCUUACAAUGCUGUCAUCCACCUCGGACACAGCAACGGCACCGUGUCUUUAUGGAGUCCAACUGUGAAGGAGCCACUGGCGAAGAUUCUCUGUCACCGCGGUGGGGUCCGUGCUGUGGCAGUGGAUUCCACAGGCACGUAAGUCACUUAUUUGGGGAUGAGGGGUCAGUCCCAGUUGGGCAGAGACGUAUAGAAGGCAACAUACCAUUAGGACAGACUGCAGCCAGGCUGCCUAGGUUCAAGUCUUGAUGUUACCAGUGACCAGCCGUGUGUAAGUGUGAGUACGAUACAUAAGCUCGGUGUGCCCCAGUUCAAGUGGGGAUGUGAGUGUCCAGCUGAAGAGUCAGCAAACAGUUCCUGAGAAGUUAGGUAGUGGGC
Tupaia belangeri chinensis (Chinese tree shrew) is the source of this 737-nucleotide messenger RNA. RefSeq names its product WD repeat-containing protein 46. Bases 70 to 501 code for a protein of 143 amino acids. Gene Ontology annotation, cellular component: 90S preribosome; nucleolus; small-subunit processome. Gene Ontology annotation, molecular function: protein binding. Gene Ontology annotation, biological process: maturation of SSU-rRNA from tricistronic rRNA transcript (SSU-rRNA, 5.8S rRNA, LSU-rRNA). The record is from RefSeq and is a predicted model, not a curated record. NCBI's taxonomy places the organism in Eukaryota, Metazoa, Chordata, Mammalia, Scandentia, Tupaiidae. The transcript is spliced from 4 exons.